Molecule: messenger RNA, 200 nt
Organism: Protopolystoma xenopodis
Lineage: Eukaryota; Metazoa; Platyhelminthes; Monogenea; Polystomatidea; Polystomatidae
Source: the annotation of a GenBank genome assembly
AUGAAUGUGGUAUGAAACUUCGUAACAACAAUGUUUUUACCAUUGCGAAACGCAACGUUGACGGUCAAGAUAUGCUAUAUCAAUCAAUGAAGCUAGCAAAUAGUAUUUGGGUUUUGGCUGAAUUGAAGAUCCAACCGAGCAACCCUGUUUACACCAUGGGCUUAGAAUGCGAAUUUUCCUCAUUUGGGGAAAAUGGUUAA